AUGCCCACUGCCAUUGACGACACACGGCCCCAUUCAGCUAUCAAUGACAACAUCGAGCUGCGAUCGUCGAUGGAUGAUGACAGCUAUCCGUUACAAGACCACGAUCCAAUGUCAUCGGAACGAUUGCUAUCCACAGACGAUGACAGGCCAACAAAAACACAGCACACGCUUAGCGCACAUAAGAAAGCACUUUUAAAGUCGUCAGCGAUCAACUUGUUUUGGAUAUUAUCAUGGUACACGUUUGCUACAUUCUUAUCAGUCUACAACAAAUGGAUGUUUUCAGCCGAGCAUUACAACUUCCAAUUCCCUCUCUUUGUAUCCAGCAUUCACAUGGUGGUGCAAUUCGGUUUUGCUGGUCUUUCAUUGUUGCUCGUUCCCAAAAUCCGACCACCUAAAAGGCCGACGAUCAAGGAUUACAUGUACAAGGUCUUCCCAUGUGCUCUUGCCACCAGCCUCGAUAUUGGUCUCUCCAACCUCUCUCUCAAGACCAUUACAUUAUCCUUCUACACCAUGUGCAAAUCUUCCACGCUUGCAUUCGUAUUGGUCUUUGCAUUCCUAUUCCGCCUCGAGAAACCAAGCAUCAAACUCAUUUGCAUUAUCUUGAUUAUCAUUGUUGGUGUGCUUCUUAUGGUAUCUGAUGAAACGGAAUUUGAGUUGGUUGGAUUUAUAGCUGUCAUGACUGCUGCAGCCUGUGGUGGUUUACGUUGGUCAUUAACGGAGGUGCUGUUGCGUAAAGAAAGCAUGGGCUUAUCCAAUCCAUUCGCAUCGAUUUUCUUUUUGGCUCCUGCUCAAGCGGUGGUGCUAUUGAUUCUGGCAGCAGCUGUGGAAGGAUACCCAACCAUCUUUGGAAGCGUCUUUUUUGUCACAUUCGAGGAUGGAUUAUACACAGCUCUUACCAUCUUGGCUGGAGGCGUAUUGGCAUUCGUUAUGAUCUCGUCUGAGUUUUUCUUGAUAAAGCGUACAUCCGUGGUUACGUUAAGUGUUUGUGGUAUUUUCAAGGAAGUAGCAACUAUCUUUAUAUCCACGCUUGUGUUUGGCGAUCGAUUGACAGUCAUCAACACGAUUGGUCUAUGCAUCACUUUAUUUGGUAUCGCUCUCUACAACUGGCUCAAAUUGAGACGGGCGGCUGAACAAGCCCGUAAGCAUAUACACGACGAGGAGCUACACCAUCAGAUAGCCUCAGAUGAUGGAGACACAAGCGAGCAUUUAUCACCACAAUCAUCAGGACCCAUAUACAGCAUGGUGGCUGAAAGCACGCCCAUUUUACUUGUUGAUGGUGCCAUGACAAACUAUCGUGAAAGCAAAGAUGGUCUGGACAACAGCGACGACGACAAUGAUGAGCACAAUAAGCGGUGGAACCAGUAUGAACUGCGAUAA
Molecule: messenger RNA, 1377 nt
Organism: Lichtheimia ornata
Lineage: Eukaryota; Fungi; Mucoromycota; Mucoromycetes; Mucorales; Lichtheimiaceae
Exons: 8
Coding region: 1-1377 (458 amino acids)
Biological process (GO): UDP-glucose transmembrane transport
Cellular component (GO): cis-Golgi network; Golgi apparatus; endoplasmic reticulum-Golgi intermediate compartment
Molecular function (GO): antiporter activity
Source: RefSeq, a predicted model, not a curated record